Messenger RNA from Pararge aegeria (speckled wood butterfly), 2322 nucleotides. RefSeq names its product RNA-binding protein Musashi homolog Rbp6-like. NCBI's taxonomy places the organism in Eukaryota, Metazoa, Arthropoda, Insecta, Lepidoptera, Nymphalidae. Gene Ontology annotation, molecular function: RNA binding. The coding region runs from base 52 to 1128 and encodes 358 amino acids. The transcript is spliced from 4 exons. The record is from RefSeq and is a predicted model, not a curated record. Gene Ontology annotation, cellular component: cytoplasm.
GAAUUGAGCGGACGGGUGCACGAUGCACGCGCGGUGAACAAAACAAUCGCGAUGCUGUUCGAGAGUCCCAACGCGAAACUGUUCCCGGCUUUCAACAUCCCUCCGCCCGUCAGGCUCAGCGGCGCGCUGGGCGGCUUGGAGGUGGUAGAAGGUGGCCUGGUAGGCGGGGAGCUGGCGCAUGUGUUGAACGCCCAGGCGGCCGCGCACGCCGCGGCCUCGGCAGCCGCCCAUCAGCAGCAGCAACAACAGAUCGCGGUGCAGCAAAUCAAAACCUCACCAUCAUCAGGACGGUCAACGCCGGUGGCGACCACAGCGGGGACAACAUCCCCGUCACCAUCUAAGCUGUUUGUGGGAGGCCUCAGCUGGCAGACCAGCUCAGAGAAGCUCAGGGAAUACUUCGCCAUGUUUGGACCUGUCACCGAUGUGCUCAUCAUGAAGGACCCUGUGACACAGCGUUCGCGCGGCUUCGGCUUCAUCACGUUCCAGGACGCGGCCGCCGUGGACAAGGUGCUGGGCGUGCCCGUGCACACGCUGGACGGCAAGCGCAUCGACCCCAAGCACGCCACGCCCAAGAGCGCGCCCAAGCCCGCCAAGACCAAGAAGAUCUUCGUGGGCGGCGUGGGCCAGGACACGUCGGCCGACGAGGUGCGCGCCUACUUCUCGCAGUUCGGCCUGGUGGAGGACGCCGUCAUGCUCAUGGACCAGCAGACCAAGCGCCACCGCGGCUUCGGCUUCGUCACCUUCCACUCGGAGGAGGCGGUGGAGCGCGUGUGCGACAUCCACUUCCACACCAUCAAGAACAAGAAGGUGGAGUGCAAGCGCGCGCAGCCCAAGGAGGCCGUGGCGGCGGCGCCGCUGGCGCUGGGCAAGCGCCUCGUGCUGCGCCCCGGCCGCGGCCUGCUGUACGCCGGCGGCGUGGGCGCCGUGCCCGCCGCGCACGCGUACCGGUACGCGCCCUACGCCAUGCCCGCCGCCGCCGCGCCCGCCGCGCUCGUGGCCCCGCCGGCGCCGGCGGCCGCGCCCGCCAUGCCGCAGUUCGGCGCGGCGUACUCGCUGGCCGGCGUGGACAUGUCGUCGUUCCAGGGCGUGGACUGGAGCGCCAUGUACGGAGUGCCGAUGUACAUCUAAGCCGGCGGAGCCCCCGCCCCGAGAGGUUAGGUCACUGCGCUCGCAGCUAUUUUUUUUUCUCUCCGAACAGUUCCUAUUUGAUUGUUUUCGGAUUGGACGUCUUGCCGCGUUGCCCGCGUGGCAUCAGUAUUCGUAACGUAAGGCUCAUCGACGUAGGUUAAGGUCAAUUUCUCGAAGCAAUAUUUUUGGCCCCUAGCGGCCCGAAGCAAAGAUACGCAUUUUUUUUUAAUAAUUAAGGCGAAGAUCUCAGAUAAUUUAGUUUGUCCUUGAUGUGAAAAACAAAAACGUUUUUUUUUCUCCUCUCUCUACUAGUAGGUACCUACUCUUAUACUUGUCUCGGUUUCGUAAUGGUAGUUAACAUAGUUAGUGCACGCUGGUAGGCGCCAUGUGGAUAUUAUUAAUAUUAGUUAUGACACAGCGUAGUUGUGAGGAGCGUACACGUACACGGUGAAUCUCAUUGCAGCUCUGUAUUGUUUUUUUUUGUUACAUUAAUUAUUUAAAUGGCGUACUCAGACGGACGCCGCGUGACGUGCCCCCCAUUAUUUUAUAAAUUCCAUGUGAAUUAGAAUAAAUAUACGUACUGAAAUCAGUAUUACAAUUUCGUGCCAUUUAUAUACAAAAAAAACUGUGCCAAAUCUCGUUUUCUGACAGCUUGCGAAGUUUUGCGCCCAACGCGUGUUGUUACUCUGUCAGCUGGCUCUGAGCCCGAAAAUCAAAAUAUACAUAUAUUUUUCAACUAUAUGGUAACAUAUAUUUCUUGAAUUGUCACCAAAGUCACCGACCGACCGGUAUAUUUUUUUUUGAAGAAAGACUACAAAAAAAUUGUAUGUCAUUUUAUCUGGUCCCAUAACCCACUUUGAAAUAUUUAAACCUUGUUUGGGUCGAGUAGACAACUACAUAUAUAAAUCAGAAUAUUAACGUAAACUCACAGGAUGUUAUAUCAUAAAAAAAUAUAUAUAAACCUUAUAUAUGUUUAAAUACAUAUGUGACAUCUGGUCCCAGCUCCGCUUUCUUAUAAUAUGUGAACACCUGUAAUUAUAAUAUAUCUUCAUAAGUCAAGGAAAUAUAAUUUGCAUCAAUCCAGGAUGUUUACGCGCACUAAACGCGUGUUUAUAUCAACAAUACAUGUGCAUGUCAGCCAAACGUAUAUUUACGUCAACGUCACGUAUGUUGCGCAUUCGUGACGCACGUCAC